Molecule: messenger RNA, 849 nt
Organism: Glossina fuscipes
Lineage: Eukaryota; Metazoa; Arthropoda; Insecta; Diptera; Glossinidae
Gene: Rsph9
Product: radial spoke head protein 9 homolog
Exons: 2
Coding region: 4-849 (281 amino acids)
Biological process (GO): motile cilium assembly; axoneme assembly; cilium movement involved in cell motility
Cellular component (GO): axoneme
Source: RefSeq, a predicted model, not a curated record
ACAAUGAAUAUCGAAUAUUUUCAGGAGGGCUUGGAUUGUCUAAUGUACUGCGGCCAGAAAUUGAGUCCAGAGCAAAAAGUUUUGUUAGAGAACUCUCUGAUAAUUUUGCAAAAUGAAAAUCGCUUCACUGGCAUAUACUUUUGGGGACGAAUCAAUGGCGUCAAAAACGAUUAUUAUAUCGCGUUUGGAUAUAUUAAGGAUUGCCUUAAAGAUCGUAAAUAUUUUUAUAGCUUGGAUGGAUUUCAAUGGUUAAUGUUACCCUUUAUAAGUGGCCCGAAAAUAUUUCAGGCUGCUAUACUUUGCCCCGAUCCCUUCUAUGGUGAUCCCAGUCUUUUAAUUACGGUAAAAUUGGAUCCCACUUUCGAAGUUGAUACUAAUCAAGUAAUAUCUGCCAGUUUACCGGAAUUGGUUAGAAUUAAGGAAGAGGAUCGCUUGGCGGCCAUUGUUUUCAUUAUCACCGAGGAAUGUGGAAUUUGCCCGAGAGGUGCCCUAUACAAGCUUACUGACGGACGUAUCGUACCGAAUCAAAUGUUUCGGGGACUAAAUGAUUUGCAAUGCGAAGAUUUUUCUUAUUAUCAAAUAUUUCGUUUACCACGCAACGACCUUACGCUAAACUUAUCGAAGCGAAGUGAUUACAACUAUCCCAUUGACUUUUUAGAUUCUGUUGACUGUGUUGUGCCCAUGUCUAAAGCAUUCUCCUUAAAUUUGCAACGUAAUGAGCGCUUGGUGGUAAUUAAGUCAUGCAUUUGGUUGGGCAUGACAUUCUUUCACAAAAUCAAUUCGCAUAAAUAUGGGUUCCUUUACAUUGGAGAUGGAAAGAAGAAUUACGAUUUACUUUUUAUGUUGUAA